Molecule: messenger RNA, 402 nt
Organism: Rotaria sp. Silwood2
Lineage: Eukaryota; Metazoa; Rotifera; Eurotatoria; Philodinida; Philodinidae
Source: the annotation of a GenBank genome assembly
AUGUCAAAAAAAUCAUCACGACCAACAUCAGCUAUUUCUACAAAUGAAAGUAAUCAUAAUGAUUUUUCAAAACAAAUUUCUCAACGUCGAAAUAUUGAUCCAGAAUCACGUUCAUCCAUGAUUAGUCCAAUAGAUAUGCCAUCAUCAUAUGAUAUGUUUGAAUCAGGUCUUCCUAAAAGUAAUUCAACAACAAGUAUGCUUAGAAGUACAAUUGGUAAUGGCUAUGGUGGCACAUCAAGCAAUAUACCAUCAGCUUCAACUAAUGAAACUAUAUUAGAAAAAAUCUUACAAGAACGUCUUCUUCUUGUUCAACAAAUAGCUGAACUUAAUAAACAACAUGAAAUGACACAAGAAGAAUUGGCUAGUCUCGAAGCAAAUGCAUUACAACAGCGUAUAACAUAA